UUGUUUAAUUAAUUUAUUGCGCCCCAGGGGGCCAUCACGCCAUCAAUGGAGUGGAGUGGACGCAAGACAUAUUUCCUGCAGCUGUGAACGCCAUCAAUGGAGUGGAGUGGACGCAAGACAUAUUUCCCGCAGCUGUGAACGCCAUCAAUGGAGUGGAGUGGACGCAAGACAUAUUUCCUGCAGCUGUGAACGCCAUCAAUGUCAACACUGUCAUGGACGUAAACAUUGACAUCCUACCUGAUGAAAUUCUUGUUAAAAUAUUCCGUUUACUCCCUCAUCAAGACCUACUGGCAAUGUCAUGUGUCAGCAACAGAUUUAAUAAUAUUGUAAAUGAUCGUCAAGUUGUCAGGUGUUUAGACUUGCAGAAGGUCUAUAACUGGACAACAGAAGAAUUCAAGACCUUCUUUCUCCCUCACACAAGAUGUCAGAAUAUACAACGGGUCAAUUUAAACCAUGUAUAUUGGAUCAAAUUACCCAACUUUGUGGUAAAACUAAAAAAUUUGGUGUCGUUGCAUAUGCUAGGAAUACGUAUGAAAUUUAUGCAACUCAAGUGGAUUCUUACAUCUUGCCCAAAGCUCCAAGAUCUCUCCAUCAGCUGGCCAUACGACAUGGAGUCAGAUAAUUCAAUGCAGUGGAUGGGUGGAUUUAAUGAGGUGAAGGAAGUACUCAGUCUGCUGGAAUCUUUACACAUACUAAUACAUGCCAACCCUGUACCCGUCCUAGAGCUUCUUGGUCACUGUACAGGACUCAAGAAACUAGUCAUCACCAACCACCACGCAAGCAGGUUCCUCAGUACCCCAGGGACAUUAUCUGCAGGUAAAGAAUACAACUUGAAACUCCCUCACCUUCAGGACCUCAUAAUAGACCAUGCAGAUGGCAGCUUCCCAGACCAUCUUAUAAUGGGUCUUCUCCACAACAUACUAGAAGGUUGCAAAAGUUCUGCUGACUGGAGGACCUACUGGACCAAUACACCAGUAUAUCUGCAUGCAAAACCUUUUAGGAAUCAAAUAGACAUAAUAAAGAACUGCUGGAGGGUGUCCCUUUCACUCACACCUUCAGUAUGGACGAUGAUGCGUGAAGCUGGAACUCUCAGUCAGAUGGAGGAACUUUUGGUUAAGGGCCACGCACCGUGCAGUAUGAAUCUUACCACCAUUGUUCGUUCUUGCCCCAAUCUCAAGAGUUUAAACGUUAUGAAUGGGCUCAAUCUUACACUGGACAUAAAGAAAGUGAGUGAAAUAUUACCAAAGCUGGAGAGGUUGAGCAUCUGUUGUCAGCCUGAACAAGGACCAUCAAAGAUUGCUGAAGGGAUUGCAACAUUCCAUCACUUGACUCACCUAACAGUACCUAUCUGUGCUCUUAUAGAAACACAACAAGUUCAGAAAACCUACAGCAACACGUCAGGCAUGCAUUUCAGUAAUGGAUAUAAACGUCAAAGACUUGGUGUGCCAACUAAAAAUAAUCUGAGCGAAGUUGAAUUAGCGGCCUUUAACCUAGUGUUUCAAAACUGUCCAAUGAUAACAGUGCUAGAGAUUGGGUUUAACAAGAGUACAUCGUGCAGCCCGGCUAAAAUUCGUUGGGAGUGUUUGGAAAAUGUCAAGAAACUGAAGAAGUUAACGCAUCUUACGCUUGAUGGUAUUCCCAUAACUAAUGGGAGAUUCCUAAUAGAGAUAGCCAAAGGAUGUACGGAAUUGGAAUUCCUCCGUUUGAAACACUUGGGACCUUCAGGGAUAUGUUGUUAUAUAUCUCACUUAUCACAAGCACUUGCCUUCUGCAAAAACCUUGUCCACUUAAGAAUUGAGCAAAACUACCUUGCUCCUGGGACAGCCAUCUUUAAGGCCUUGAUAGAAUGUGAGAAGCUCGAGAGACUCUUCUUUCAUGCUGAGAGGGACAUGGUGGGCUUUGACACCAGCAGCAUCGACGAUCUCAUAGAGAAGCGGACAAGUCUAGUGUUCGUCUUUAUUGUUGGUAGUCAGACGUUCAAAGAUAAGUGCGCGAAGCUCACACGAAAGUACCGGUACAAAAAUUUAAGCCGUCCAGCUCUUGUUGUGCGGGUCCGGAGGGCUCUCUGGGACGUCUUUGAUGAUAAGAACACAGAGACCCGCACUACACCUGCCUGCCACUACAAUGACAUGAUUACCUUCAGAAGCUGGACUUUUGACUCAUUUACGUAAUAUUGCAUCAUUGUUUACCUUUGCUCAGGUUAAUUAAUGUAACCAUAACUCUUUUGUUCUUAUGUGAAAAUACUCUAUGGUGAAUGUUCGAGUUGACGGUUCUGGGGAAACAUAUUCAACACACUCUGUCAUGCCAUUACAAUAUGUUUUGUUUUAAAAUUAAAGUUGAAACCAUCGUGCUUCAGUCGUGAUAAGUCAAAUUAUUUGUGGUUCUGAGGAAACGUCAGCCAUAUUGGUGAUGACAUCAGAAGAUGGAAGCAGAUGACUCAUAGUGAAAUUCAGCACACACUGUACUUGUUGAAGUGCCUUUUUCUAAAAAAAAUAGUGACCGUCAACUCGUACAAUAUAUAAAGCAUAUUUAUUUAUAAAUAAUUCAUAUAGUUUUUUGUCUGUGUAGAAUUCUUUUGAUAUUUUUGUAAAGUUUAUCUUCUGUUAAAAAUUUGAAGAUAUAAUGUACAGAUAUACAGUACUGGAGACGUACCACAAUGGGGAGUACAGUACAGUACAGUACAGUAUUAAGAUUUUAAAGAGGGAAAUUAUUAUUAAAACUGAAAUUAA
Molecule: messenger RNA, 2729 nt
Organism: Homarus americanus (American lobster)
Lineage: Eukaryota; Metazoa; Arthropoda; Malacostraca; Decapoda; Nephropidae
Exons: 12
Coding region: 213-2171 (652 amino acids)
Biological process (GO): SCF-dependent proteasomal ubiquitin-dependent protein catabolic process
Cellular component (GO): SCF ubiquitin ligase complex
Molecular function (GO): protein binding
Source: RefSeq, a predicted model, not a curated record